Molecule: messenger RNA, 1739 nt
Organism: Drosophila guanche
Lineage: Eukaryota; Metazoa; Arthropoda; Insecta; Diptera; Drosophilidae
Product: T-box-containing protein TBX6L
Exons: 5
Coding region: 216-1478 (420 amino acids)
Biological process (GO): cell fate specification; regulation of transcription by RNA polymerase II; positive regulation of DNA-templated transcription
Cellular component (GO): nucleus
Molecular function (GO): DNA-binding transcription factor activity, RNA polymerase II-specific; RNA polymerase II cis-regulatory region sequence-specific DNA binding
Source: RefSeq, a predicted model, not a curated record
AGCGCAGACCGGAUUCUGGCAGAAUCGAGGUAGUGCCGAUCGUCGCCACUGAGAGAAACAGUCUCAUCUGGACAACGUGACGAGCAGUUCGUGUUUCGAGUCGCGCCUUAAAUACAUUUAUUCCGAAAUUUAGAAGACAAAAGUUCGAUCGAUUCGAACCAUCGAAAAGUUAUCUCGAUAUCCGUAGCCACACUCCAGGAGACACUCCACACAAAAUGUUGGCCCUGCCAAACAUUGCCGAUCUGCGCAUGCAGCAGCAGAUCGCCCACGAGAUCUAUCGCCAUCAGAUUAUGCAACGGCUGCCUGAUCCCCUGUGCGGCCUUCUGCCGGCCUUCGCUGGGCACUUUGCGCCCCCGCCGCCGCCGCAGCCAUCGCUGCCUGGAGCCGUGGAGGCCAAGUUGGAGAACAACGAACUGUGGCAACAAUUCCACCACAUUGGCACCGAGAUGAUCAUCACAAAGUGUGGCAGACGCAUGUUCCCCUCGAUGCGUGUCUCACUGAGCGGACUCGAGGAGGAGGCCAGCUACUGCGUGCUCCUCGAGAUGGUGCCCAUUGGCGACUGCCGCUACAAGUUCUCCGGCUCGCAGUGGGUUCCCGCUGGAGGAGCCGAGCCACAGAGCCCUCAGCGCAUGUAUUUGCAUCCAGAGAGCCCGGCUACGGGCAAGCAUUGGCAAUCGCAGGCUCUGCUCUUCAGCAAAGUGAAGCUGACCAACAACACCCUCGAUAACAAUGGACACAUUGUUCUGGCCAGCAUGCACAAGUAUCAGCCGCGUCUGCAUGUCAUACGCACCUCUGAUCUUGGCCAGAUCCCCUGGGCCCCACAGCAGGCGUUUGUCUUCCCCGAAACAGAGUUCAUAGCCGUAACCGCAUAUCAGAACGAACGGAUCACCAAGCUGAAGAUCGACAACAAUCCCUUUGCCAAGGGUUUCCGUGAGUCGGGUCAGUCGCGGUGCAAGCGAAAGCUGAACGAUUCACCGCCUCCACAGCCGACGGCCACAGCCACAGGAGGAGCACACAAUGUGGAGCACUCACCCUUGGCCAAGCGUCUGCGUUUGGCCGAUGAUCUGUCGAGGCAGCCACAGCAGAACGCAACGCAACUCCAGUCCAGCCUUAUGCAGCGUCAUUAUCUGCUGGAUACUCUGGAGGCCAAUUUCUAUAUGCCACAGCCACCGCCACCGCCACCGUCAUCGCAUGCCAUUGAGUAUGCCAGACACAUUGCCUGCCAUCCAAGUUGGGCCUACACACCGCCAUCGCCAGCCUCCUCCUCCACGUCAUCGUCCUCGUUCAGUGGCGAGUCGGCGGCCGAGGCAGACACAGAUACCUUUGUGGAUGUGGUGGGCACCAAUACCACAACAAUCAGCAGCAGUAGCAGCACCAGCGGAACGAGCACACAUGAGUCCGUUGCCGAUGCACAGCCAAAGCCCAAACGGAGCAGCUUCAGCAUCUCGGACAUAUUAGGAACUAGCGUCUCCGUUUAGUCGCCGCCUGCUCCCAUUUCGGUAGCAAAUUGUACAUUUAAUUAGCGUUAGGUUGCCAUCGUAAGCGUCGUUUGCCAUCAUCAUAGUCGUCGUCGGCGUAGUGUCUAAGUUGAAUUGUGAUAUUUUGCAGUUAAUUAGGAUUUCCAGGUAUAUGCCGUCAGUAUUUAUCGUAUUUAUUAUGCAAUUUUAAUUGUUCAAAUGAUUUCGUAAUGGAUUUAUUGUCAUAGGCAUUUUAAUGCGGCAUUAAUAAAAUAUUCCGAA